Botrytis cinerea B05.10 is the source of this 1810-nucleotide messenger RNA. RefSeq lists its product as hypothetical. The coding region runs from base 84 to 1598 and encodes 504 amino acids. The record is from RefSeq and is a predicted model, not a curated record. Lineage: Eukaryota; Fungi; Ascomycota; Leotiomycetes; Helotiales; Sclerotiniaceae. The transcript is spliced from 3 exons.
GCAGUUUUGUUUACUUUAUAUAUCCUUCUUCUAUACAUCAGUCAGCUUCACUCUCAAUUUUUACCCGAUAGCCAUUCUCAAAAAUGACUUCCUAUAUGAGAAAGCACUGUAAAGCAAUUAGUCGGCGCAUGUCUGAGGUGCCAAGUUUGAAGACAAUGUCAGAGAUGAAGUUGUCCAUAAAAACAACCCCUCUCGAAGAACCAAACCGAGAUGAAGUAGCCCAAGAAGUCCAAAGGUCCCAGGACUUGCAGCUUUCUCGAAAUGCGAAUUCUGAGAAUACUCUCAAGAAUGCCACCACUUCCAAGAACAAAAAGACCAACAUAACAGCUUCUCUGCUCCAAAAAUCCAGGGACUCAAGCUCAAACUCUUCCGAAUCAACCAUUAUCAAUACAGCUAGCUCACCCAUCCCCUCCACAUCCCUUUCAUCCACCAUUCCGACCACCACCACCACCAAAUCCAACAAAAACGGUCCCGAUGAAAAAUACCAAAUCAACACUCACCUGCUCUUCGAAUCAUCUUUCCCGGGCCACACAUUCAUCUCAGUGCAUCUCCAACGCCUCCAACACGGUAUCUAUUCCGAUGUCAAUCUCCACACCAAACAUACCUUACACGUAACAUUCAUCGCUCUCAGCUUCAUAUUCCAUCCCUCUACCCCCACGCACCGUUUUGAAAGCGCAGUGAUCGAUAUCCAAGUCCGUGACAAGCGAGGAAAUAUGAGAUUUCUAAAAUAUGCGCCGCACCAAGCAUAUGGGAAAAUAAGCACCGAGAGUUUGAAGUGGAAUUUUCAGCUGGGGGCUUCGCUGGGGGUAACACAGGGACCAGCAAAUGUAUGCGUGAAGCCGAGUAUUGGGGAGGAGAAAAGUAAAGUCGUGGGGACGAUGAUGAAGAUACAAGGUUCCACACGCAGCACUUUUCACCAUUCUACUCGGUAUCCGGAUACGCUGCUCCAUUUUUCGCUCGAGGAAAAUGCCCAGCAGGAAUCGGGACUUCCGCGUGAAUUUACGUUUGUGUUUUUGCUUGAGAGGCCAAGUGAGAAACAAUAUCCGUCUGUUCAUACCUUUCAUUCUUCCAAGUUUGAAACACUUGAGCGUCGUAUUUCUGAGAAACUGAAGAGUAUGAGUGGGAGAGAAAAGAAAGAUGGGGAUGGAGAUGGAAAAUGCAUGGAGUAUAAAUAUGAAGAUCUAGCUGGGGAGAAAAGAACGCCGAGAUUGGAAGUUCAGAGGUUAGAUGGGGAUUUAGAGGAGAUUUUCGGAGAGGUGGAAUUUCAAAUUGAGAUUGAACCUAAAAUAUCCAACAUACUCGCCCUCCCGUCUCUCCCCUCCCCGCUACCUACUAUUUCUCGCACGAUCGGUUCUAUCCAUAAUAGCGCAGCACACACCGAAAGUACAAGAGUCCUCGGAGAAGUAGGCCAGAAAUUUCCCACUGAGGGAACGCUAGAUAGUAUGGGAAAAGUUGAACAUGAAGAGGCGAUCGUGCAUGGAUUGUAUAAUUUUGCGAAGUUGGGAGGAGCGUUUGAGGAGCAGGUUAGUUUGCCGGGGGAGAGCGUAGGGAGUAGAGUGCCGGAGGUGGGUGGUGGGAGUAGUGGGGGUGGGAAAUAGAAGGAUGGGGUAUGGUAAGGAAAACGGAAGAGGAUAAAAGCGGUGGAUGGCAGACUGUGGAAGUAUAUAAGAGAAACCUGCAUGAAAAGACAUGUGGAUUGGAUGAGCUAGUUUAUAGGUAACGGGUGGUAUAACGUAUCUUGUACGAAACUUCAUCUCAUAUCCCAUAUAUCUUUAAGGAAAGCAAGUCAUCAAAUUGCAUCGGUCAUGCA